AUGUUUUCACUUUGGAGAAACCUGAACGUGACCCGCAGUGUCAUUUCUCCGACCUGCAGCGGGACUGCGGCGGACUUCUUCUCUCUGAAGCCUCGACAAACUUUCGCUCCGUCCAGAAAGUCCUCAGGGAAGCGCUACAAUGUGCCCCCGAGCGCCGAGUUUGUGGCCAGGGUCUCGGGGAUCCCCACCAUGGCCAAGCUGCCCUUCCAGGAGUCGGCGGACGGGCUCGACGCCGCGUUCGUCGGCGUCCCGAUUGACACCGGGACCUCCAACCGGCCUGGAGGCAGGUUUGGUCCCAGGCAGAUCAGAGUGGAAUCCGCGCUGCUGAGAGCUUACAACAGUGGCACCAGGGCGGCGCCCUUUGAGUCCCUCAUGGUGGCUGAUAUUGGGGACGUCAAUGUGAACGUAUACGACCUGAAGGACACCUGCAAACGCAUCAGGGAGGCCUACAGGAAGAUCCUGGCCGCUGGCUGUAUCCCUCUGACGAUGGGUGGCGAUCACACAAUCGCAUAUCCGAUCCUGCAAGCUGUUGCUGAGAAGCAUGGUCCGGUGGGUCUGGUCCAUGUGGAUGUUCAUGCUGACACCAGUGAUGUGGUCUUGGGGGAGAAGAUUGGACACGGGACUCCGUUCAGACGCUGUGUGGAGGAGGGGCUGCUGGACUGUAAGAGAGUGGUCCAGAUCGGCCUGCGUGGUUCAGGCUACUCUCCAGAUUCAUAUGAGUGGAGCCGGGCGCAGGGUUUCCGUGUGGUACAAGUGGAAGAGUGCUGGUUCAAAUCUCUUGCACCUCUGAUGGCUGAGGUCAGGGCUCAGAUGGGCAGCGGUCCAGUAUAUCUCAGUUUCGACAUUGAUGCUCUUGACCCGGGCUUUGCUCCUGGAACAGGCACGCCGGAGAUAGCAGGGCUUACUCCCAUACAGGGAGUCGAGAUUAUUCGGGGCUGCCGUGGUCUAAACCUUGUUGGAUGUGAUCUAGUGGAGGUGUCCCCACCCUAUGACACCACAGGGAACACAGCACUGACCGGCGCCAACCUCCUUUUUGAAAUGUUGUGUGUCCUCCCAAAAAUCAAAUACUACUAA
This is a messenger RNA of Chelmon rostratus (copperband butterflyfish), 1074 nucleotides long. RefSeq names its product agmatine ureohydrolase (agmatinase) (gene agmat). The coding region runs from base 1 to 1074 and encodes 357 amino acids. The transcript is spliced from 7 exons. Gene Ontology annotation, molecular function: agmatinase activity; metal ion binding. NCBI's taxonomy places the organism in Eukaryota, Metazoa, Chordata, Actinopteri, Chaetodontiformes, Chaetodontidae. The record is from RefSeq and is a predicted model, not a curated record.